Messenger RNA from Raphanus sativus (radish), 362 nucleotides. Its product is annotated as transcription factor PRE3-like. Bases 81 to 362 code for a protein of 93 amino acids. The record is from RefSeq and is a predicted model, not a curated record. Gene Ontology annotation, molecular function: protein dimerization activity. Gene Ontology annotation, biological process: regulation of growth; regulation of DNA-templated transcription. The transcript has 2 exons. NCBI's taxonomy places the organism in Eukaryota, Viridiplantae, Streptophyta, Magnoliopsida, Brassicales, Brassicaceae.
CUCCAUAACCUGUUUCAUCGAUUAAGUGUCUUUUGCUUCGAUAUCUAUCGUAUACUACUUUUAGAAAUAAUAUUCAAAAAAUGUCGGGAAGAAGAUCACGUCCGAGGCAAUCAUCAGGAACUACAAGGAUCUCAGAGGAUCAGAUCAACGAUCUCGUUAUCAAGUUGCAGCAGCUUCUUCCUGAGCUCGGGGACAGUCAUCGUUCCGAUAAGGUUUCAGCAGCGAGAGUGCUACAAGAUACAUGCAACUACAUAAGGAAUCUGCAUAGAGAGGUUGAUGAUAUCAGUGAGAGGCUAUCUGAGUUACUUGCAAACUCAGACACUGCUCAAGCCGCUCUAAUCAGAAGCUUACUUACCCAAUAA